AUGUCUGAAAGAGAUUACGCGCCGCUGAGCAUAGCCUGCGUCCGCGGGCUAUGCGAAAAAAUAUACGAAAAAAGGAAAUUUGCCGGUGUAGAAAUUGAAAAGAUGGUAAAAGACUUCAGUGAUGCGAACAACACGAGCCAGAUCAAGCGGCUGAUCCGGGUGUUAGGUCAAGACUUGAUGUCGUCCACCAGCCCCAACGUCAAGAACGGAGCCCUUAUGGGUUUGUCGUCAGUUGCUGUGGGACUGGGGAAGGGCUGUGUUGCGUAUCUGCCGGAGUUGAUCCACCCGAUCCUGGCGUGCUUCAGCGAGAGCGAGUCACGCGUGCGCUACCAAGCGGCGGAGGCGCUGUUCAAUGUGGUGAAGAUCGCGCGCGAGCACACGCUGCCGCACUUCCCGCUCGUGUUCGACGCGCUCGCUCGCUUGGCCGCCGACCCGGAACCGCAGGUCAAGCAGGGCGCAGAACUGCUUGACAGACUUGUUAAGGACAUAGUGACAGAGAGCGCGUCGUUCGAACUGGCGGCGUUCGUGCCGCUGCUGCGCGAGCGCAUGUACACGCGCAACGCUUUCGCGCGGCAGUUCCUCGUGUCGUGGGUGGCCGUUCUGGACGCCGUGCCCGACAUCCAUCUGCUGGAGUUUCUGCCCGAGCUGCUAGACGGCCUUUUCAAGAUGCUCGACGACCCCAACUCCGAGAUUCGGAGGAUGUGCGACGUGCAGCUGAGCGAGUUCCUGCGCAGCAUCAAGAAGGACCCCUCGCGCGCCGACUUCCAGGCCAUGAUCAACAUCCUCAUCACGCACGCGCAGUCGCCCGAAGAGAUGGUGCAGCUGACGGCGAUCACGUGGCUGAAGGAGUUCGUGGAGCUGGCGGGCGCGGCGCUGCUGCCGUUCGCGUCGGGCGUGCUGGCCGCCGUGCUGCCGUGCCUGGCCUACGCCGACGACCCGCGCAACAACAUCCGCGAGACGGCGGCCACGGUCAACUUCCAGCUGAGCAAGCUGGUCGUGGCGGAGGCGGCCCCCGCGCCGGACCCGCCGCGGAAGGGCGAGGGGGAAGAGGACGGCGAGGGUCUCCGGGUGGCCUCGGUGGUGGGGGUGCUCACCCAGAUGCUGCACCAUAACUCCGUCCAUACCAAAGUGGCCGCGCUCGACUGGAUACUGCAGCUUUAUAACAAGUUGCCCGCUGAGAUGCUGCAGGAGACGGACAAGGUGUUCACGGUGGUGGUGAGCAGCCUGACGGACGGCGCCGACGACGUGGUGCGCCGCAGCCUCGCCGUGCUGGCGGAGAUCUGCUCCAGCUCCACGCAGCGGCCGGGCGACCUGGACUCCAGCCCGUACUACUACAACUUCCUGCGCGCGCUGCUGCGGCUGCUGGCCGCCGACGAGAACCUGCUCGAGGACCGCGGCGCCUUCAUCAUCAGGCAGCUGUGCGUGCUGCUGAACGCCGAGGAGGUGUACCGCGCGCUGGCCUGCUGCCUGCAGCGCGAGCGCGACCUACGCUUCGUGGCCACCAUGGUGGACGUGCUCGGCACCAUCCUGCUGACGGCGGCCGAGCUGUACGACCUGCGCCAGCAGCUGCGCGCCUUCGACAAGCCGGCCACGCACGAGCUGUUCAAGCGGCUGUACGCGUGCUGGUGCCACAGCGGCGUGUCGCUGCUGGCGCUGUGCCUGCUCACGCACAACUACGGCCACUGCAACGCGCUCAUCUCCACCUUCGGCGACCUCGAGAUCACGGUGGAUUUCCUCACGGAGGUAGACAAGCUGGUGCAGCUCAUCGAGUCCCCGAUCUUCGCAUGUGAGUGUGAGCGCCGCGAGCCGCGAGCCGCGCCGCGCGACUCUGGCGAGCGGGUGUGUGUCGCAGACCUGCGCCUGGAGCUGCUGAGCGGCGCGCAGAGUGCGGCGCUGCGCGGCGCGCUGUACGGCCUGCUGAUGCUGCUGCCGCAGAGCGACGCCUUCCACACGCUGCGCAACCGCCUGCAGUGCGCGCCCGCGCUCGACCAGCCGCUCGCGCUCAGCGCGGCGGCGGCGCCGGCGCCGGCCGACAUCGACUUCGAGGAGCUGCUGCGCGAGUUCACGCGCGUGCAGCGCGCGCACCGCGACUUCCGCCUCGUGGACCGCAGCCGCGCCAAGCUGCUGGACAAGCCCUUCGCGUAGCCGCGCCGACGACUCGUCUCCGAUGGCGCUUCCGGCUCGCCUGGCGCGACCGCGGCCGACGACUCAAAUUUGACUAGCCCGUGGCUCUUAUUCUCGCGAAAGGUCGCAACUAUAAUUCUCAGAAUCUCAUCUUGCACGCUGCGUAUCGAAACGUGGCAACUUCAGGGAGAACCGGGUCCCGUUGCCGUCGAUAUAAGCUUAGUUGCGAGGUCAAUCACCUAUGCAGCUUCAAAUUUAAAGCACCGCUUAUACCUACUCGUUUCUUACUAGAACGAACCUAAUUAAUACCUGGCUAGUCCAAUUUGUCAAGCCCGCCCGGGGCCCCGCCAAGGCAAGCUUCGGAAUGCAAACGAUAUGGGAAGUAAAGAUAUUUGUAAAUAAACAAGGCCGACUGGCGCUUUAGCGAAAUGAGUAUUGCGUUCAAACAACUUCAACAUUUAGAUUUGAUUAGGAUGUAUGCAUUUGUCCUAACCAAACUCAACAUAAUGUAUAGUUACAUUCCAUAAUUCGUAAAAAAAAAAACAAAAUAUCUUUAAUAGUAUAUUGAAUAUUAAUAUAUUGCAACGUAAGAAUACAGUUUAACUAUAUAAAAAAGGGUUUUUUAUUUCAGUCGUAAAAAUUGUACAUAUUUUGCAGAUUUAAUACGUAGCACGCGUUUACUAUGCGAUACAUGCGCUUUACAUGUCUAAAGGUAACUUUAACAGGGAGUCUUCACAAUACGUACGCAUUGUCAAGAUACAUAUGCAAGAC
This is a messenger RNA of Hyposmocoma kahamanoa, 2895 nucleotides long. Its product is annotated as protein VAC14 homolog. Gene Ontology annotation, cellular component: PAS complex; endosome membrane. The transcript is spliced from 13 exons. NCBI's taxonomy places the organism in Eukaryota, Metazoa, Arthropoda, Insecta, Lepidoptera, Cosmopterigidae. The record is from RefSeq and is a predicted model, not a curated record. Bases 1 to 2145 code for a protein of 714 amino acids. Gene Ontology annotation, biological process: positive regulation of kinase activity; phosphatidylinositol biosynthetic process.